Haliotis rufescens (red abalone) is the source of this 2920-nucleotide messenger RNA. Its product is annotated as E3 ubiquitin-protein ligase TRIM56-like. Lineage: Eukaryota; Metazoa; Mollusca; Gastropoda; Lepetellida; Haliotidae. The transcript has 3 exons. The coding region runs from base 2366 to 2920 and encodes 184 amino acids. Gene Ontology annotation, biological process: positive regulation of DNA-templated transcription. Gene Ontology annotation, molecular function: zinc ion binding; ubiquitin-protein transferase activity. The record is from RefSeq and is a predicted model, not a curated record. Gene Ontology annotation, cellular component: chromatin; nucleoplasm.
CACCAUAUUUUGGUGAUUUUAUUGCACGAACAGAGAAAAGGAUCAACAUAGUAUUGAUGAGAUGGCUAUGGAUUUAAACCUGAAUUAGUAUUAGAUGAACAAUGCUUACAACAUGACACAUAAGACAUGGAUGGGAUGAAUAACUUUGGUGUUAAAGUCACUGACAUACACAAACAUUUAAACCUAUUUAUCUCAAAUGGUCAUUUGGGAAAAGACAGACAUAUUGGUAAAUAAAUUGAUACAUCAUUUCUUGAUUAUAUUAUUACAUCACCAUUGUCCAUGCAACUUUAUGAAUUUACUCUGAUGUUCACUGUCCAGUCGCUUCUCUGUCAUUAUACCCUACCAGAAACCAGAUUUACAAAAUCAGUCCUCUUAGUAAUCCAACCAUUGGUACUUUUGAGAGUAAGAAGCCCAAGUCGAAAAUGUAUCCACCAUGUUUUGUCAGAAUAUCAACAGGCAUCUUUAGCGUGAACUGACAGAGCGAGCACUUGAACCUGCGGAAAUGAUCAACGGCAUGGCCCACGAUAUAGGACACACGCUUGUUGAUGCUGCAUGCUGCACCCAAUCUGUACAACUGCCCACUGAGUGCAUUGAGCAGGCCGUUUGCCCAUUGCAUGUAUAUGGCAAUACAGCUUGCCCAGUGCAUGCAAUGUGCAAACAAUUAUCUGCUCAUUGCAUGCAAUGGGCAAUAGUUGUGAAUAAAAUAUUUCUCCAAAUAUUUCAAAAUAUGUGCAGGUAAUUGUUGUGCCCAAAGCACGCAUUUAAAAUUGGUAUUAUGUUACAUGUUUACUAAGUGAAUAAACUGUAAUAAAUAAUAACUUGGUCAUUUUGUUCAGACGUAUUAUUUUCGUGCCCUAUUUUAUUUGUGUUUUACAGUAGUUAAGAAACCAUAUAAAUAGGAAUUUAUGAUUUAAUGUUGAUGCAUCUGUGUGUGAAAACAAUCAGAUCUCUGUCAAAUAACUCGGUGAAUAUAUCCUUAUAAAAUGGCUUUGUCCCUUUGACUUCUGUGAAUAAGAAUUUAAAACUCAUACACGUAACUGUCCAUUGCAUGCAUUGGACAAGCUAUAUUGCCCAUUGCACGCAUUGGGCAAACACCCUGCCCAAUGCAGUCAGUGCGCAGUUGCGCAUAUUGGUUGUAACACAUCCACUGCAGUUGGUGUUAGGUAGAAUGUAAAACAUGUGCUUACCAUAAAAGGGACAAGCCGUGGUUUGACAAAGAAUGUCGAAUCCAGCGUAAAAAGUUUUAAAAAGCUAACAAUAAAAUGAGAAAAUAAAAUACGCCUUUAAAUGAAUCUUAUUACUACCAAAUGUCAAAGAACUGUAAAAAGUGUAUUGAUAAAUGGAUUAAAAGUUACUGAGAUAAUAAACAUUUCGCCUUACGAGACACAACUCCAAUCUUUAUGUUAAAUGGUGAAUUUGGCAGGGAAGUAUUACAGUUUUUAAACGUAUAAUUCCUUUUGGCUUAAGCUUACUUCUACAGAAGUGCAUGAUAAACCGUCCCAAACACUUUACAAAUACAUGUAUACUAUCCAUAAAGAAGUUGAAAAUAUCCCAUGUUUAGACUUUAUUAAGACUGUAUUAAAUAACUGCAGUCUUUGAUAUGUAUUUCAAAAACCCAUCGGUAUGUCCAACGCCAUGGCUUGCUUCAACGGUUGAAAAUAUUUAGAUCUCAAUUCCUUCAGAACUUGAAAUCCACUGUUCAAUCAAGCUCCAUAGGCCAGAACCAACCCUCAUUUGAGAAAUAUCUGUUACUCUCAAAAUCAAUAUUUCUCCCUGUGUUAAUAUUCAGAACUACUAACCAUGGGCUGCCCGUUGAAACUGGUCGAUGGCUGAUCAUGAACAUUCCAGCGGCCACUCUGUGAUUCAAUCGCUGUGGGAGAUGAGUUUUAGUAUUUACUUUAGAUGUGAGGCUUUUGUCCAACAGCGACAUGAACCAAUUUAAGAAACUUAUAACUACCAACAGUGUAAGAGACCUAAAAGGCGCCAGUAAGGAAUCUUAAUUCCUUGACAAUGCGUAUAAUACAAUUGGUAAAUUGUAUUAGCAUCAACGUAUCCUAUUUUCAUUAUUCUUAUUAAAUGCUGUCAUUUUGUACAUAUUACUUUUUUUAAUAUAUUGUCUCUCAUGUAACACUGUGGCUGUUUUUUCUGAGAAUAAAUGAGUUGAGUUGAGUACCUUACUACCGGUGGCUACGUGGCGAGGCGAGGCGAUAGUGCGUUAUGCCAGUGUUUACUGUAGGAGGGCGUCGAUGUACCCGUGAGUGAUAAGGCAGGAUAUUUUACACGUAAAGGUGUAACAGACAGCCAUGUUCAGCUUGUACUACGAAGAGGUUGGACGUGCCUCCCAGAACACCGAUGAUUUUAACAGAUGGCUACCGCCCGGCUGGGAAAGAAAGUAACGGAUAAUUUCCUGACGUGCUCCAUCUGCUUCGAGACCUACACAGACCCGUGUACACUGACCUGCCACCACACUUUCUGUCAAAGAUGUAUCACCAAGUACAUCCAAACCAGACCAGAUGCUGUACAUUCCAAGACAAUCCCCUGUCCCUGCUGUCGACAAGAUACCAAGGUCCCCAACCCCAGCAGGCCAGUGGAGGAGUGGGCGGGGCAGAUCAAACCCAGCAUCAUUAUACAGGGGCUGAUUGACACCCUCAGGACCGAGGAACAUGUGCCAGAGACGUCAAGCACCUGUUGUACGAUCUGUCAGCAAAUAGGGGAGACAACUCCAGGUGCUAUGUGGUGUCCUGAGUGUGAAGUGGCCCUCUGUGACAGAUGUGUGAAGACACACCGGGUGAGCCCUACGUCACAGGACCAUGAUCUGUGUGACCUGUCAUCUAGGUCAAAGGACAGACGGAGGGUCAAGUGUACAGAGCACAAGAGUAACAAUGUAGAGUUCCACUGUAAAGACUGUCAGAGUGAGUGA